Molecule: messenger RNA, 1424 nt
Organism: Notothenia coriiceps (black rockcod)
Lineage: Eukaryota; Metazoa; Chordata; Actinopteri; Perciformes; Nototheniidae
Product: guanine nucleotide-binding protein subunit beta-5-like
Exons: 8
Coding region: 195-941 (248 amino acids)
Biological process (GO): signal transduction
Molecular function (GO): protein binding
Source: RefSeq, a predicted model, not a curated record
GAUGGAGAAGGAGGGGGGAGACUAACAGAGCGCGAGCUGUCAGAGUGACACGCGCGGCCGGCGCAGCAUCACUGUCUCUAGGCGAAUCUUUCCAAAUCCCUUUAACAGCAUUCGUCACAUUUGGCUGUUUCUGCAGAGUUUCUCCACCCUUCGUCUCCCUCGUCCUCUAACAGUGUGUGUUGUUUUUCUCAAAGAUGGCCUGCGCGGGGCUCACGGCGGGAGAGUCGGUCGCGAGCCUGAAGAAGGAGAGCGAGACUCUGAAGAAGAAGCUCGAGGAGGAGCGGGGGAAGCUCAGUGACAUCGAGUUAAACCAGGUGGCAGAGAAGGUGGAGGUGCUGGGCGCUCUCGCCAUAAAGACCAGACGUGUGCUGAAGGGUCACGGGAACAAGGUGCUGUGCAUGGACUGGUGUAAAGACAAACGUCGGAUAGUCAGCUCUUCACAGGAUGGCAAAGUGAUUGUCUGGGAUGGAUUCACUCUGAAUAAGGUGAGUAGACGUCUGUGUGGUGCUUUUGUGUGGAUGGGUGGCUCUGAUAGAAAGUCCAACAUCUGGGACAUGCGCUCUGGACAGAACGUUCAGUCUUUUGAGAGCCACGAAUCAGACAUCAACUGUGUGAAGUAUUACCCGAGUGGGGAUGCUUUUGCCUCGGCUUCAGACGAUGCCACAUGUCGUUUCUUUGAUCUGCGCGCUGACCGUGAAGUGGCCGUCUAUCAGAAGGACAGCGUGAUAUUUGGAGCCUCCACUCUGGACUUCUCUCUGAGUGGCCGCCUGCUGUUCGCUGGAUAUAACGACUACACCAUCAAUGUGUGGGACGUGUUGAAGGGAACUCGUGCUUCCAUCCUGUUCGGCCACGAGAACCGAGUCAGCAGAGUGAGAGUGUCGCCCGACGGCACAGCGCUCUGCUCCGCCUCCUGGGACAACACCUUACGGAUUUGGUCCUAGAGCUGACGUCACAGUGAUCCAGUGACGACAGAACCAGCAUUAUACGACUGCCAACACUAAUACAGGAGAGUGUACAUAUAAACAUUCAGUGUAACAAACACACAGAAGCACAGAAAUCAAAAAACAUCUCUUCUGAAAGAGAACAUAUCAUUGUAUCAUAACUGUAGGAUGGGUAUUUAUGGUGACAGAUUGAUAAUGAAUUCAUAUUUAUUGCUAAAAUAGUGUAAAGAUUGUGUCUGCUCUGCCAUGUAGACCUGCAGCUAAUAUAAUCAUUUAAUAAAAUAUAUUAUAAUAUGAUUGUCCAGAAGUAUAUACCAUAGUUGUACACACUGUAUUUUUUGUAGUUACAGUGGCACUCUCCAAAAGAAAUGGUUGUAUUAUCCAAAGGAAGUUUUUUAGCAGCCACUUACUUGUAUAAUGUCAAUAUACUUCAACAGUUUAGAUACAUUUCUUGUGUGAAAAAUAAAAGAAGAUUUUAAGUAU